Molecule: messenger RNA, 3463 nt
Organism: Lytechinus pictus (painted urchin)
Lineage: Eukaryota; Metazoa; Echinodermata; Echinoidea; Temnopleuroida; Toxopneustidae
Exons: 7
Coding region: 442-1188 (248 amino acids)
Biological process (GO): mannose metabolic process; protein N-linked glycosylation; GDP-mannose biosynthetic process
Cellular component (GO): cytosol
Molecular function (GO): phosphomannomutase activity
Source: RefSeq, a predicted model, not a curated record
AUAGAGAAAUAACGCGCAUUAUUUUUGCAUAGGCCUACUAUACUCCAUACUUUUUUCUGUAUUAACUUCUUAUUUCUUUCAGUGAAUUGGACAAUGAAUGGACUGAUUUAUGAAUUUAUUAUGUUUGGGAUAUGUUUAUUAAUUUCUUUUUUACUGGUUCCUUGAUGUAUCAUUUUUGAAGUUAUGAAAUUUAUGAAGCCAGUUUUCACUGGAAGAAGCAAUACAAAAAUAUUGCACGCUUCGGUAAUCGUACAUAAUUCUACAUGCACGCGGUCAGCAGUACGGUACCGUACGCGUACUAACAGCAUAUUUACCCGCACUGCACUGCAGUCCACUAGUUUUGACAACGUGUCACUCGUCGCUAUCGGCUGCUCCUGUUUGUGUGUUUUCGUUUGUUAAUCUCUUGUCGUUUUACAUUAAAGUUAGAGGUAAUAGUUCAAUAUGUCACGCGAUACAUCUAAAAUAAUUCUUUUUGAUGUCGAUGGGACCCUUACUGCUGCUAGAAAAGUUAUCGAACCUGAUAUGGUUACCUUUUUGGAGAAUUUGAUGCAUAAAUACCCAGUUGGUCUCGUUGGAGGAUCAGAUCUGGCCAAGAUUGAAGAACAGAUGGGUGGUAGAGAUAGACUCAACAUGUUUGAUUUCGUCUUCGCAGAGAAUGGGCUCGUUGCAUUAGCAAAUGGAGAGAUCAUUGCUAAAGAGAGUAUCCAAAAGUUUAUGGGAGAGGAUAAAAUACAAGAAUUAAUCAACUUCAGUCUUGGAUACCUCUCUGGUGUAAAACUACCACGCAAACGAGGUACAUUCAUUGAAUUCAGGAAUGGCAUGCUUAACAUCUGUCCGAUUGGGAGGAGCUGUACUUAUGAAGAGAGGGGAGAAUUCAGCGAGUUUGACAAGCAACAUGGGAUAAGGACAACAAUGGUUGAUGCACUUCGCAAAGAGUUCACCAAGGAUGGUCUUGUGUUCUCUAUAGGAGGGCAGAUCAGCAUAGAUGCAUUCCCAACAGGAUGGGACAAGACUUACUGUCUUAGAUUUGUGGAAAAGGACUUCAAAGAAAUCUACUUCUUUGGUGACAAGACAUACAAGGGUGGCAAUGACCAUGAGAUCUUCGAAGACUCAAGAACAAAAGGCUUUACUGUGGUGAGUCCUGAGGACACCAAGAAACAAGUAUGCCAACUCUUUGGUAUAGAAUGAAGUCUUCACUUGUAAAUCACAUAAGUUUGUAUACCUGAGAAUGUAAUAUUUAUUUUUACAAAAUUUACAGUGUCUAAACAGUUAGUGAACCCCACCAGAAAAUGAACAUAAAUGUUUAAGUUCUGCCAUGUUAUAGAUAUUUUAAUUGUAAAGUCAGGUAAUGAAGUUUGUUUCUCUGGGCUCGCCUAAACAUUGUCGUUUUGUUCUUGCAUUAAAUACUCAGCAUGAAGGAAUGCAUUUUGUGGUGGGGUUCACUAACAUUCUAGCACCACUGUAUGUGCUAAUUCGAUGUACAUUCCGUUUUAUUCUGCGAUACAUUCAGUUUUUAAUACGAUGCAGCAGGGAGGAGGUGAAGUUAAUAGUAAUGUUGGUUGUGUCAUACAUUUGUUCAUUUCAAAAUUAUUUUUGUAGUAAAUCCAUUGGCAAUUUACAGGGGCACCUCUCCAAUUUUCAAAUGCUAUUUGAAAAAAAAACUAGUAAAAUUGACCUGGAACCCACUGUAAAUUUACUCCCCAGAAUGCAAAAUAAAAUAUGUUGUUAAUUAAUUAAAAUAUGUUAAUUAAAGGAAGAAUGAAUAUUGAAUUGGAUUUAUGUAUAAAGUUAGGACAAUUAGAUUGGUAAAAGAUAUACAGCUGGUAUUCUUAAUUUAAAAAUGGAAAAACUGUACCUCUUUAUAUAAUCAUAGACUGAUCAUCAUUAUUGAGAAACCUACCUACCUGUAUGUUUAUGUUUAUUCAUUCCCAACGAAUGGUCCUCAUCAUUAAAUAAGGACCAGUAAUCCUGAUGAUUUUUGAAAUUUGUAAAAAUCUAUCUAAAUCUAUUACAUUUUAUGUGAUUUGCAAGUUUGGAUAUAAUUUUAAAUAGUUUGGGGAGAUUUAUUUUAUCUGGGCCCCCCCCCCCCCUCAUUAAGUAUUCAUUGAAAUCUGAAAAUAAUUUCUACAUGUUUUAAUUUUUCUAUAUUUCUGUAUCAAGUGCCUUAUAAUUUCUUGCUUGACUCUUGAAUAUGUAUUUGAAUCGUGUGUGUAAUGUUCAUGAUUUUAUAUGAUAAAUUUUAUCACUUUCAGAGUUUCAGUUCAAAUAAUUGGUGGAAUUAAGAUCAUUUUAGAUUAUAUUUUAAUACAUCCUGCAGCAUUUAGUUAUUUCCAAAUAUAAUUGGAAAAAAACUGAAAGUUUUAGUUUAUAGUUGCAAUAAUAUCAUACAAAGAAACCUUUGAAAUUUGAGACCACGUUAUUGUCAGUGUUUUCUAUUGUGAACAGAAUCUGUUGUAUAGUGAAUAUACAUGUAUGCGAUAUUGGUAAAGGUCUUUCUUGGAGGAGUACUUUAAUUUCAAAGUGGGUUAUUGUUGAAAAGUUUCUGUAUAUUUAAGAUAGAUAUAAUUCAAAUAAUUAUUGAUGUUGAUGUAAAUAUUAUUUACAUGCCUAAAAUAUGUUGGAAACCAUUAUCUAUGGUAUGUUACAUGCCACUUAUGUGAAAUGAACAUGUCAGGUUUUUUUGAUAAGUUUUUACAUAGUGAAGAAACGUUUGGUAAUGUAAGUGUAAUAUAUACGUAGGAUGUACAAAUUUAUGUCUGCUGCAUCUAUACUAGAAUACUGUCAAUGCAUAUUAAAACUUUAAUAACUCCCUUUUCAUUGGGCUGAAAUUUUCAGGUUACAAAAUUGAUUUAUGUUUUAGUACCAUGUAGAUGUAUUUUAACAGUUAUUUAUGAUCAUAUUUUUUCCUAAGUUUAUAAGUGGUAUAUGAGUUUCAGAAAACAAAAAAAAUAUUGAUUUUUAGCCAUGUUUUUUUUUUUACAACAACGAAAACAAAAAUGCCAAGUCCUUCCUGUUUGUUCCCAUGGAACAAUGUGACUUAAAAAAAUAAUCACUUUUGAAUGAUUGUUUUAUAAUGAUUUUGAAAUUAUAUGACAUGUUUAUGGCUUGUUGAAGUAAACAUAAUGCAUGUAUCUAAUGUAAAAAAAAUAAAUAAAGGAUCAUAUAAAUGAGUACAAAUGAAUUAUCUCUGUUUAUGCAUUAUUAUUCAAUUUAUUUUUUUGAAAUAAUAAACAGGAGGGAUUUUUGGCAUGGCAACUGCUUCAAUACUGAUGAUUAUGUGUGAAUGUACCAACAACGGAUUUGUGAGAAAUAAAAUAUGUGAUUUGGGAGUAAAAACAAGAGCCUAGCCCUAGGAAAAUGUAUAAUGAUCAUCUUAUACUUUUAUUGGAUCUUGCUUUACAUGCUAGUCCAUUUACUUAACCUCUUUCUUUUAUGAUAACAAUAAAACUUAUCAAUUGAUUCA